UCCACUGGCGGAAGUGCACCUGGCUGCUGGAUGCCACCGACCUCGGAGAAGAAAAAGACGAAGACGAAGAAGAAGAAGGAGAGUUGUAGAAGUAGCAGGAGGCGGAGCCUGUUUGUUGACAUCGGGCGAAAUCGAAAAUCAGAUGAGUGAAGGCGGCUGAUAAUUUAUCAGUUUGUCGCUACUACCGGAACGCAAAGCCUUGGCGAGAGCUAAGGUCCCCUGCACUGCCCCGUCUUGAUCUGAGCCAGAGAAGAAGAGGCGAACAUGGCAGCCAAAGCAGGAGACAACCCCGACAGCCUCAUGUCUCUGGCGACUGUCUUCUGCCUGAGGAACCUGAAGAAGACGAUGUGCUACCAGGGCUUCAGGAACAAGCUGUGCCUGCGCUCAGACAUCUUCCUCCCCAGCGAGAUCUGCGACAAGCUGGUCAACACAUACAUGGAACUGGUCCACACAGACAGUAACUUUGAACCAGAGGAGAGCUUCUUCCAGCUCUUCUCAGACCCCCGGAGCACCAGACUGACCCGGGUGCAACUCAGAGAGGACUUUGUCCGUGACAGAGACCUGGAAGCCAUCAAAAAACAGGACCUGAUCGAGCUCCACCUCACCUACUGCAACAACCUGUCGUCCCGCAGCUUGAAAGCGCUGUCCUGCUUCCGCGACACUUUGGUCUCUCUCUGUCUCUUUGGCUGCAGCAACAUCUUCUACAAGAAGUGCGGCGCCCCGCUCGCCUGCAACGAGGACACAGAUGAGGACGAGGAGGAGACCCCUGCCUCUCGGCAUGCUUUAGAAACAGACUUUAACUUCCAGGGAUUCAACCGGCUCAGGCUGCUCAACCUGGGUGGCAUGCCGAAGGAGCUGGACCCCGAGACACUGCUCAAACCCCUCAAGUCGCUCACCUCGCUAGAUCUGUCCAAUGUACAGUUACUGGGGACAUCUUUUCUCACCCAGUGGAGGGACAGACUGGCCUCUCUUGUUCUCUACAACGUCGACCUAUCCGAGGAGUUGAUCAGCACAGUUUUGGAGCUCGUUAAUCUCAGGCAUCUCGACAUCUCCCAGGAGAGCAGGCGGAUCUCAAAGUUUAAGAUGACCAAGAAAAUCCUGACUGCUAUCGUCCAGCGUCUGGUACACCUGGUGUCUCUGGACAUCUCAGGUCACAUCAUGCUAGAUAACUGCACAGUUCCACACUUUGAAGAAGCGAUGGGGCGUCCGAGCAUUGAACCGUGCAAGAGCAGCAUCUACCCUUUCCAGGAGCUGAAGAGGCCCCUGCAGUUUCUGGGCUUGUAUGACACCACCCUCUGUAAUGUGACGCACAUCCCUGCCUAUAAGGUGACUGGAUCAAAGAAUGAAGACCAGGUCCUGAACGCCAUCGAGGCUUACACAGAGUUUCGCCCUGAGCUUGCCCACAGAGCCAUCAAUCAGCUGUUUGACAUCGCCAGGAUACAACAUUGCAGCCAGCUGCUCCGCGCUCUGCAGCUUGUCAUCGCAGCACUGAAGUGCCAUAAAUACGAUAAGAGCAUCCAGGUGACGGGCAGCGCCGCUCUUUUCUACCUGACCAACACCGAGUACCGCAGCGAUCAGAGCGUGCGGUUACGGCGGGAGGUCAUUCAGGUGGUGCUGAAUGGGAUGGAGCACUACCAGGAGGUCACUGUCCAGAGGAACUGCUGCCUGACUCUGUGCAACUUCAGCAUCCCAGAGGAGCUCGAGUUCCAGUACAGCCGCGUCAACCAGCUGCUGCUGAAGAUCCUGGAGCCGGCCCGGCAGGAUGAGUCUAUCCAGAGAAUCGCCGUGCACCUCUGCAAUGCUUUGGUCUGCCAGGUGGACAACCACCACAAGGAGGCUGUGGGCAAGAUGGGAUUUGUGAGGACAAUGCUGAAUUUAAUUCAGAAGAAGUUACAGGACAGAAUGUGUGACCAGGUGAUGGAGUUUUCCUGGAGCGCCCUGUGGAACAUCACAGACGAGACGCCCGACAACUGUCAGAUGUUCCUCAACUGUCGGGGCAUGAGCCUGUUCCUGGAGUGUCUGCAGGAGUUUCCAGACAAGCAGGAGCUUCAUCGCAACAUGUUGGGUCUUCUGGGAAACGUGGCUGAGGUCAAAGCUCUGAGGCCACAGCUGCUCACCCCGCAGUUCAUCACAGUGUUUAGUAGCCUGCUGGACAGUAAGGCCGAUGGGAUCGAGGUGUCGUACAACGCCUGUGGAGUGCUCUCGCACAUCAUGUUUGACGGACCUGAGGUUUGGAAGAUGGAGGAGCCGCGGAGAGACAUGGUGAUGGAGAAGAUGUGGGAGGCCAUCCAGAGCUGGGACGUCAGCUCGCGGCGCAACAUCAACUACAGGUCAUUCGAGCCCAUCCUGCGGCUGCUGCCUCAGAGCAUCUCCCCUGUCAGUCAGCACUGGGCCACAUGGGCGCUUUACAACCUGGUGUCAGUUUACCCAAGCAAGUAUUGUCCUCUGCUGAUAAAAGAAGGAGGAAUGAUUCUUCUGGAGAAAGUUCUGGAGCUGGAGAGCUCACAUCCAGACACGAAGGACAUGGCCCGAAAAGUAAUGGAGCACUGUGAAAACUUUAAAGAAGACCCGAUGGAAACGAAUCCCGGACAGGAUGCGAACUUCGGACAGAGAGGCUGAUGCCAAGGGAGCCGAAAUUCCCAGUAAAUAUCCAGAAAACCAACCUGAGGCCCCUCCCACCAUCAUCACCACAAGGGUCAAUUGUGUGCAUUAUUCUUAUAAUUCUUCUUCUUUUGUAGAGUUAGAACAGUGUCUCUGACCCUCCUCACAGCAGUUUGAUAUUUGACACAUAGGACUUAAGACGUGGUGCAUGGUAUUUUGUUGUGAGGGUGCUUACCUCUCCUGCACAUCUCUUCUGUUGGGGACAGGUUUGUGGGUUUGGGUGACUGUUAUUUCUCAGUGUGAGUGAGUGUGAGUGUGUUUGCGUGUCAAAGGUUUAAAACAACAGAACAAAACAGCCGUAGUGAUGCUCGGUUCCCAGCGGACGGCAGCGCGAGCCGUCCCCGGCUCGCUGUCGGUAACUGAACAAAAAGAAGGCUGCGUGGCGAGUCGGAGGCCUCAGCUCACACUCGCUCAUGCUAGCGAAGGCCGCGGAGCCAUGGGACACAUGUACAGUGAAUAUUAGCCAUUAAGUGUGCGGGCUGCAGACCUCGCGGCUCUACGAUGGACUUCUUUGUUUAUAUAUGUAAAUAUUCUGUGUGGGUCUCAUCCUUUUACUGUGUGUAUGUUUUAUAAUAUAACUGUAAACACUCAUGACUUUACGCUGUAUUUAAAUCUCUUUAGGUCUGGCUGAUUGCGGUCAGUGCUAAGAAACUAUACACAGAAUCAUUCAUAGCAGUCCUAUAAACGCUUUAAAGGACCAUUCACAUGUAGUUCAGCCUCCCGUCUUAAAGGUACUCAAACUGCAGAUUCCAGCUUUUAAAAUGAGUUUAAAGUUAACUCAAGGUAUCAACAGACUGUAAAGAAACAGCAGCUCUGACAUUAUGUCCAAUGUGUCUGUGUGCUGAGCUACAGAGAUAUCAGCUGAGGUUUUAAUGGGGACAGGCUGUACUGUUGUGCAAUACUUUGAACCAAAAAGUGCAGUUGGCCAGUGUAGCAUCCAUUUUUUCUAACAUUAUAAAGCCUACAUUCUUUCUAGUGACCAGCAGGGAGCAGCUUCUUGGGUUGGGGGAAAAAGGCUUCUGGUUGUAUAGAAGUCAAACUUGAGUUGAUAUCUCUGCAGGUCCAUACAUAACAACGUAGUAAUUUCUUCUAAUUCUGUUGGUGUAUUUGAUUUUUGUUUAGGUUUUAAACUCUUUUUAAACAAAGACAAAAAAAGUACCUUUAAUCUAUCUGGUAACUCUUACUGGAAGCAGCAGUGAGGUGAGCUUUAAACUAAGAGGGAGGUGAAAUUAAUCAAAGCAAAUACACUUCAUGGACAAAUGUAUGUGGACAUUAAGGCUUCCGGAUACAAAGUGAUAAAGCCUCUAUACAAACAAAGAGCUACUGAUGACAGACAGUAAGAAAUGAUCCCUGCACAGGCUCUGGGUGAACUGACUUGGACAUAAACUGUAUAUUAAAAGAUGGACAUAGCCUUUGGGGCAGACAUGUGUUACGUCUAAUGUCCAGCAGGGGGUGACUCCUGUGAAGUCAAAUUAUAGAAGUCUAAUGGAAAAAAGACCCAGACAUGCAGACCUCGACUCUCAUGCUUUGUUUUACAGCACUAAACAUGGACUGUGCAAUGCCCGACCUCCGUGGUGUUAUGUUCAGCAGUUCUACAUGAUGAGAAUCUCCAUCAGUGUCAGUACAGCUCUCUACUCAACUCAGUAAAAUAUUCAGCAAUUUUCAUUUAAUUAUUAACAGAGUUGAGUCUUCUGGAAGCGCAACACUAAAUUAAAUGAAACAACAAUAAUCCAGUAAAGCUGGACACCUAAACACCUGGAAACACAGGCUCAUGGAAAGCCUUUGGAGUUCCUCUACAGGUUUACUCGUGUGUCCACAUACUUGGCCUUUACUAGAGCUUUGAUGCUUCGUACUGCUCUCUCUGUGGUGUUAAAAGCCUAGAACCCAGGAUUUCCCUCUCUGAACUCACCGUUGCUUCCAGUGGUCCAGAUGAUACUAAAAGAGAGGAGGUUGGAAGAUAAACGGUUAUCCUUUGAGGACGCCUGACGGCCCAUCAUGUUUAUUGGUCGAUCAGCUUGCUGCUAAAAUAACUCCUCCACUUAAAUCAAACAGUUUUAUUUUGAAAAGCUAAUGGGAGGAAAAUAAAACUGUGUGUUCACUUGUAUGUUCGACACUGGUGAUGGGAUCUUUAAAAAAAAAAAAAAAAAAAAAAAUCACAUCUGACUCGUUUCAAAUUCAGGUUUAGUCAUUCAGAAGGAGGGGAGGUUAAGUUUCAUGUUUCAUCCCCACCCCUGCUGACCAGGUUAAGGUUAAACUUAACACUUUGACACAUUUAAACACAUUAACAACAACCAGACUCUAAAUUUCUCCUCUCUGUUUGCUGUAGUGUCCCUGAAGAUGCCCUGUGGAGAUCCUGAGGUCAACUUGUUUGUUUCACAAUAAACAUUCAAAAGCUGAAUAUCUUGAACACCUGAAUCAGAAAUCCAGGAAAAGAGUUCUCUUAGCUCAACAGCACCCCUAGUGGUGGAAAAAAGAAAGGAAAAACCUCCACAGGGCACCUUGAAGAUGUCUUUGAGUUUAAAAUGUUCCUUCACUGGCAUUUUUCGUCUUGUAGCUUUAAAGAUGACUUCGGGAAUUUCCUCUUUAAAUGGCAUUCUUAAUUUAUUAAGUAACUCAAACUUUAUUAAAAAAAUUUAAAAAAAUAUCUAAAUCUCAAUUCCGAAAAGUUGCUUUUAGCUUAAUAGGUAGAAACCUCCAAAUGCAGAAAAUUAUUAAGAAUUUUAGUGUUUUUACAGACUUAUUGUAAUUAUUUAUUUCUAAACUGCAGUUUCAGGUUGUUGUAGUUUUUUUUUCUUUGUUUUUUUUAUGUUACUUUAAUCACCGUUAGCAGAACCAACCAAGUAAGGCCAACAGACUCAGAAGCUUUGCCAAUGCCCCAAACCACCUGAUUACAUCUGGCUGUUUGUUUUCAGUGUGAAAAGGACAGUCGGCAUUCGUUUCCUUUUUUCCAGCUCGAUUGGUGCUGCUCCUCCAGCAUGAAGUUGUGAAUAAAUCCUUCGGUAUCUUCUGUGAUAUCAGUUCUGCUCCUCCUUGCGCUCACCUCUGAUGUGUUUUUGUUUGUUUGUUUGUUUGUUUGUUUGUUUGUUUGUUUGUUUGUUUGUUUGUUUGUUUUUUGAGGGCGGGGGUAUUCAAAAAUAUCUGUUAAACUGCGAGAACUACAAACAGUACAGGAUGGAGGAAUGUGGCUCUUUAAUCGAAAAUAAAUGAAUAAAUUAGUUUUUCUUGUAAAUCUAUAAUUUUCUAUUAUAAACUAACCAGUUUAAUGUCAGAGCAUAUUACAACUUUUUUAUUAUUUUCUCUCCUUUAGUCUUUAAAUCCAGUUUUUAAAGCAAAAUUGAUUCCUACCUCAGUUUAACAUUUGUCAGUGUGACUUUAAUAACCUGAAGCUCAACACUUGGAGACAAAUACAGGCCAUAGUUUAUUUGUUAAUUUCCAAAAAUGUAACACUUUGAACGAAAAAUUUCAAAGGUUUUUUCAACCGUAAUCUCUGUUUCAUAAUGUUUCUUGCAAAUUUCAGACUUUUCUGAGGUUUUUAUUGGACAUUUGAGUUUUAUAACCUCAACGAAUACUUUAGUGCUUUCUUAGAAGUGUACUGAGAAACUUUGUUUUUAACCAUCAAAGAAUAUUAGUUUUUCCCCUCUCAAAUUUAGAAAUUAAAACUUUAUGACCUAAAUACAUAUUAGUUUAUUUUCUUGUAAUUUAAAUUUGAUUUUAUUGUAUCAAAAGAUUUAUUUAUUUUUACUCAUUUAUAUUAAAGUUUUUUCCUUCCUAUGAUUUUAUAUUCUCAUAGAAUAUCAAUGUUUGUUUUUUUUUGUUUUGUUUUGGGGUUUUUUGUUUUUGUUUUGUCUCAGAGAUCAGUCGUAUCCAGUGAAUUAGCAGCCUUAAUCUCAGAGCAUUUUUUGAUAUUAUUACAAGUUUGAUUUCGAUAAAAUUGCAGUUUUUCUCACAUUUUUUUUUCAACCAUCUCAGAAAUGUUUUUUUUCGUUAACAUUAAAAUCUAUAAUUUCAUAAUACAACAGAAUAUGAGAGUAGUUCUUGCAGAUUAUGCAUCUUGUUUAAAGAAUAUUACCGUUUGUUCCCACAAAGUUGCGACUUUAGCCUCAGACUUUUCCUCUGAGGAUAAUCGCCCUUCCUUGGCUCCUCUUUUUAAGCCUGACCUAAUGCCCCCAAACACUCAUUUAGUCUUUGAAUGCAGUUUUACGUCAGUGAUUCGUUAAUUCUCAGAAUUGAUUUGGUGCCACUUUAAUAAAUUGCCUGAGCGGGGCUGGAGGAACAGGGAUUAAGUACUGUCUUCACUUCAUGGGGUGAAAGCAGCGCUGAUGCUGUUAACAGGAUUUAGUUGGAGUGCAGUUUGAUUCGCCAAGCUCCUGACGCUGGGAUUCCCUCCUAGAUGACGCCAGUGAAGGAACAUAUCACCAGCCGUCCCGUUUUCUGUGGUUUAACGUUAGUCCUCAUAUUCAUGAGCGGUGCCUGACUGAUGGAUCUAAGCUACUUCAUAUCAGCCGCGUCGGGUUUUCCCACCAAACGCGCUUCCUGGUUCUCGUGUACAGUUUUUCUUUGUGUGAUUUCAGGGAUCUGAUUGGUGCAGGUCUCUGUUGCUUUCUCACGGUCACCAUGAUGAUCAUGAUGAUUCAGUGUGUGUGGAAGUGGAAUAUGAGGAGGACUUGAUGUAUGAUCAAAGCUCUUUAGAGUCGCACAGAUCUUCUUUCUCAGUCGCCUGUUCUGUUCAUUGAAUGUCUCCGUUUAUGCUUUCCGGACACAACAUUAUUCUUUGGGUUUGACUGUUCUUUAUUUAUGAAGAUGUAUGUACUGAUAAUAAUUUAAAAAAAAAAAAAAGAGAGAGAGAGAGAGAGAGAGAACUGCUGUGUCGCAAAGUCUUUCAGAUUUCAUCCACUAGGUUUCCUGUUUGUCCACACUCUGUUCUCAGUUUGUUUUGUAACUGCUGAUAAGUUUAGUCCAAACUGAAGUGAAGAACUUUGGAUCCAGACAGUUUGGAGUUCCACGUUUUCCUGAUCUCAGUAGUUCCAGGACAUCGGUGUAAAAAUAUGAAAAAGCAAUAAAGAUGGAGUGGUUUAAAAA
This is a messenger RNA of Oreochromis niloticus (Nile tilapia), 7740 nucleotides long. It is a transcript of the gene zer1, whose product is annotated as zyg-11 related, cell cycle regulator. Bases 265 to 2619 code for a protein of 784 amino acids. The record is from RefSeq and is a predicted model, not a curated record. Gene Ontology annotation, cellular component: Cul2-RING ubiquitin ligase complex. The transcript is spliced from 16 exons. NCBI's taxonomy places the organism in Eukaryota, Metazoa, Chordata, Actinopteri, Cichliformes, Cichlidae. Gene Ontology annotation, molecular function: protein binding.